Molecule: messenger RNA, 2006 nt
Organism: Chaetomium strumarium
Lineage: Eukaryota; Fungi; Ascomycota; Sordariomycetes; Sordariales; Chaetomiaceae
Exons: 3
Coding region: 1-1878 (625 amino acids)
Biological process (GO): L-arginine biosynthetic process; L-ornithine biosynthetic process
Cellular component (GO): mitochondrial matrix
Molecular function (GO): L-glutamate N-acetyltransferase activity, acting on acetyl-CoA as donor
Source: RefSeq, a predicted model, not a curated record
AUGUUCGCUAGAGGGGUUAACGCCGUGUGCAAGAAAAGCUUCUCGGUGGCGCAGAACCACCAUCCCUCUUCUACCGAGGCAAAGCAAAAGAGGGAAUCCGACAGGCAAUUCUUGAUCUCCGUGCUCGAGUCGUCCGCCACCAAGCGUGACGCCAAAGCCUACCUCCAGACCUUCGGCUCCUCUCCCGACUCUGGGCCAAAGAAAUCGCCGGCUUUUACUACUGUCCUGGACGAUGGACUCAGGCGCUUUGUCCAAGGCCCAGUAAGGGUCUCUAUCGCGGAUACCGGUGAGGCGCCGCACAUCGCCAUCGUGAAGCUUAGGGAGCCGGAGACUUGGGAUGAAUUUCUCCUCGACGGCGUCGCCAAGACACUCACGCAGCUGCGUGACCUAGGCUUACGAAGCGUCAUCGUUCUCGAUUGCGACCUGAACGGGGAAAAGGGUCUCCGUUGGCAGGAACUCGUCUCCCAACAGACUGACCGUGUUAUCAGGGCCAUUGGUCGGUAUGGCUCUCCUGGCGCGGAACUAGUGGACUCGGUUGUGUGGAAGAAGAAUGGGGCGGCGCGGAAUCUCUCCUCCAUCGCCUCCACAGACCUGUUUGUCGGUUUCGCGCCAGCCAUUACCACACCGCUUAGGCAUGGCCAUCUUGUCGUGGUGCCACCCCGUGCGCUAGAUGAGGAGACGCUCAGGCACACAGCGGCCGAUGGCAAUCAGAUCGUCUUUGCUUUAACCAAUUUCUUUACGGGUCUGCAGUUUGACGAAGGGCCGUCUACGCACGAGGCGGCAGAAACGGUCUCGGAUCGUCGUCCGUUGCGCAAAGCGCAGGUAGACAGAAUCAUUGUCAUCGAUCCCUUUGGAGGUAUCCCAGCAACUGGCCACGGGGAUGGCGCUCGUGUCUUCGUCAACCUGGAAGAAGAGUUCGACAAGCUCCAAGCAGCUCUCGCGGUCCCAGGGCGACACGGCAGCUCGAGAGCCAAGCACGCAGAGAACCUGAACUUGGUCAAGAGCACGCUAGCUAUUCUACCGCCAACGGCGUCGGCAAUCAUAACCAGUCCGACGGAGGCGGCAAAUAUCCGGCCCACACCCAGCCAAGGAGACCAGAUUGAUGCCAAACAGUUCGCGGGGGAGGUGAAGACCAGAAGGUGGCAAAACCCGCUAAUCCACAACCUUCUUACCGACAGGCCAAUAUACUCGGCCUCUCUGCCCAUCGGCAGGAUUAAACCAGCCGUCCGCGGCACCGAGCUGACGCCGCCGCUUAUGCCAACCACGACCCUCGCGAAAAGGGGCCUGCCAGUGACCAUUUUCCCAGACCCGCGCACGGGACCUUGGCAGCCCCCUAGACCGGGAGCACGGCGACUCAGACUAACAGACACGUGCAUCAACUUGCCGCGGCUAGUCCAUCUCAUCAACGACUCGUUCAACCGCAAGCUUGACGUCGAGCACUACCUCCGCCGCGUCCAAGACAGUCUUGCAGGCAUCAUCAUCGCAGGAGAGUACGAGGGCGGAGCAAUCCUGACCUGGGAACGGCCCUUCGGCAUGGACGAGGAGACGGCGUACAACGCCGGCAGACUCGUCCCGUACCUCGAUAAGUUUGCCGUGCUGAAAAAGAGUCAAGGCGCCGGCGGCGUGGCGGAUAUCGUCUUCAACGCCAUGGUGCGUGACUGCUUCCCGGGGGGCGUGUGCUGGCGGAGCAGGAAGAACAAUCCAGUCAAUAAGUGGUACUUUGAGCGGUCAUGUGGGGUGAGGAAGCUGCCGGAUAGUAACUGGGCUAUGUUUUGGACAACUCCGGAGGCGGCGACGAGCGACCAGUUGAUGGGUGACUAUGAGGAUGUGUGUAGGAAUGUGGUGCCAUCUUGGGAGGAUACGAAGCCGGCGGAUUAGGAAUCCAUGCGAGACCCUGAUUCAAGUUCAACCUGGAAGUUCAAUGGGUGAGUGGAUAGAUAGCUAUGAAAAUGAAGCAAAGUGUUGUUCCGCAUUCCGCGAUCUAUCCGUGAUUUCGUAUGCAACCG